UCAAUUAUAACAUUGCAAUGAGUAAGCUUGGAUCUGGUCAAGUCGUGUGGGAUGUUGCUUCCAGCUAUUUGGGCAUUAUCAGUAACACCAAGGAGGCUACCAAUUUUGACAAAAGGACAACGUUUGCACCUCAAGGAUUUUCCAACUUUUUCAAAAUAUUCGCAAAAAUAUCCUUCCAUAUCGGCUAUUUCCCUUGGAAAAUCGAACCAUCUAAAAAUUCCAUGAAAUGUGAAUACACAACGAAAGGUUCCAAAUUCACAAAUGUAUUAUGCUGCAUCGUAUUUUUUCUGGCAAUUCUGAAAUACGGGGGAUCAGUUCUACUCGAUGUGUCGCAAAAGUUUGGAGCAAAUCCAGUAAACUAUUUGUACCUCCUGAGAAGUUUUGGAGCUGCCAGCAACUAUUUAACUGUCUACUAUUUCAUGUUUUUCAAAUUUCCUGUCGCAUUACCUCAAAUAGUUCAACAUUGCCAUGUCAUGGAAAACAAGGUCCAGUGGAAAUUGCGUGGAAAGCUUAAAACUGUAAGAAUGAUUUAG
Molecule: messenger RNA, 533 nt
Organism: Folsomia candida
Lineage: Eukaryota; Metazoa; Arthropoda; Collembola; Entomobryomorpha; Isotomidae
Exons: 2
Coding region: 18-533 (171 amino acids)
Source: RefSeq, a predicted model, not a curated record